CUCCUAUGUGAGGUUUGAUAUAAUUCGAAGGAUAAUGACUAGGUUUUUUGGAAUUGAAGUUGUUAUGGUGAUGGGGAUCACAGACAUAGAUGACAAGAUAAUAAAAAGAGCCAAUGAGAUGAAUAUAUCGCCAGUAGCUCUUGCUCGUAUUUAUGAAGAAGACUUUAAACAAGAUAUGGCUGCCUUAAAGGUCCUUCCUCCUACAGUAUAUAUGAGAGUGACUGACAAUAUUCCUCAGAUAAUUUCCUUUAUAAAAACAAUAAUUGCUAGUGGACAAGCUUAUUCAACCUCGCAAGGCAAUGUUUAUUUUGAUGUUAAGUCUUGGGGAAAAAGAUACGGAGUAUUAACUACUAUUUAUCCUGAUACCCAAGAUGAAACAGUUGAUACUGAUAAAAGACAUGGUAAAGACUUUGCCCUGUGGAAGGCUGCCAAACCUCAAGAGAUAUCUUGGACUUCUCCCUGGGGAAAAGGAAGACCUGGAUGGCACAUUGAGUGUUCCACAAUAUCAAGUGCAGUGUUUGGAAAGCAGCUGGACAUCCAUACUGGUGGAAUAGAUCUUGCAUUUCCUCACCAUGAAAAUGAGAUUGCACAGUGUGAGGUGUAUCAUCAGUGUGAGCAGUGGGGGAACUACUUUCUGCAUUCUGGGCAUUUGCAUGUUAAAGGAAGUCAAGAAAAAAUGUCCAAAUCAUUAAAAAACUACAUAACAAUUAAGGAUUUCCUGAAGAAGUUUUCGUCAGAUCAAUUCAGGAUGUUUUGUUUGCGCAGCAGAUACAGCUCAGCAGGCAAAUGCUACUUUGAACUGGAAGAGGUUUUCAUAUGGAUAGUGGUUUUACCAGUUUAUUGGGGCCUGCCCAAGGCAGAUGGUAGUUCUGUAACCACUGCUGGGUCAUCUGGCUUGUUGGCUAUCCUGGCAUGCGAUGAUGCCUUCAAUGGCAAAGGAGAGAAGGAGUAG
Phaethon lepturus (White-tailed tropicbird) is the source of this 952-nucleotide messenger RNA. RefSeq names its product probable cysteine--tRNA ligase, mitochondrial. Gene Ontology annotation, molecular function: ATP binding; cysteine-tRNA ligase activity. The annotation marks the transcript as partial. The transcript is spliced from 10 exons. Gene Ontology annotation, biological process: cysteinyl-tRNA aminoacylation. The record is from RefSeq and is a predicted model, not a curated record. Gene Ontology annotation, cellular component: cytoplasm. NCBI's taxonomy places the organism in Eukaryota, Metazoa, Chordata, Aves, Phaethontiformes, Phaethontidae.